AUGGAUAUUGCUGGGUUUGUUUUGCUUCAGCUAUGGACUGCUACUUAUCUCCAGAAUGCAGGUUGGCUGAAGAUACUGAUGGUGGCCUAUUUUUUUGGCUCUUUUCUAAACCACAAUCUCUUCUUAGCCAUUCAUGAGCUCAGUCAUAAUCUCGCCUUCUCUACUCCAGUCUACAACCGCUGGCUUGGGAUUUUUGCUAAUCUCCCUAUUGGUGUACCAAUGUCGGUCACUUUCCAAAAGUACCACCUUGAGCAUCAUCGCUUCCAAGGGGUGGAUGGAAUCGACAUGGACAUCCCAAGCCUCACUGAAGCCAAUAUCGUGACAAAUGUUGUUGCAAAAUUUAUAUGGGUCAUCUUCCAACUCUUCUUCUAUGCCCUUCGGCCUCUCUUCCUCAAACCAAAACCCCCUGGUAUGUGGGAGUUCGUCAAUUUGAUCAUCCAGCUAGCCCUUGAUGCAGCCAUGGUUUACAUUUGGGGCUGGAAAUCUUUUGCCUAUAUGAUCCUGUCCACAUUCGUUGGGGGCGGUCUCCACCCAAUGGCUGGUCAUUUUAUCUCAGAACAUUAUGUCUUCAAGCCAGACCAAGAAACAUAUUCGUGCUACGGCCCCUUAAAUCUUAUGACAUGGAGUGUGGGUUACCACAAUGAACACCAUGAUUUUCCUAGAAUUGCAGGGAACAAGCUUCACAAGGUGAAGGAGAUUGCACCAGAGUAUUACAAGAAUUUAGAGUCAUAUAGAUCUUGGAGCCAGGUCAUUUACAUGUAUAUCAUGGAUCGGACGGUUGGACCCUUUAGCCGGAUGAAGAGAAAAUUGUCAACAAAGGCCACUAAGAAAACUGAAUAG
Ilex paraguariensis (yerba mate) is the source of this 840-nucleotide messenger RNA. The record is from the annotation of a GenBank genome assembly. Lineage: Eukaryota; Viridiplantae; Streptophyta; Magnoliopsida; Aquifoliales; Aquifoliaceae.